UGGUUUGAGCAUGUUAUACAUGCUCCGUGUGGAAGGAUUUUUCUACUUGAAUCCAAGCGCAUUCUGAAUCAGAAAAAAAAAGUUUGUUGACCUGUCAAGUGUCAAGCACACGUGUUAGGUUAUAAAUUAUUAUUUUUGAUAAACUCCAAAUAACGGCAAGUAAUAUUGUUGCUAAAUUUUACUGCAGCAUAAAAUGGGCACCGACGAAGCCAAACUAAAAGAUUUUAAGCUAAAACCGAUGAAGUGUGAGCUGAAUUUUCUCAGUAAAUCGGACGGCUCUGCGAUUUUGUCUCAAGGUAGUACAGUAGCGUUGACUAGCGUCAAUGGACCUCUGGAAGUUAAAAUGUCCAGUCAAAGUAUAGAGAAGUCUACAUUGGAAGUUCUCUUUAGUCCUAAGGGCGGGAAACCAUCUGUAAAAGACAGGUACAAAGAGAAUGUGAUCCGUCAAACCUGUGAGGAAGCUGUCCUGAGCAGCCUGUACCCUCGCACCGGCAUCUCUGUCACAGUGCAGGAGCUGGAGGACUAUGGAGGGCUCUUAUCAACCUGCGUGAACUCCGUCUGCCUAGCGCUAAUAAACUCCGGUGUGGCGAUGCGCCACGUUUUUGCAGCAGUAUUGUGUUGCGUAGACGAGCGCGGAGACAUCUUGCUUGAACCUGAGGCCGAGCAGCUAGAUGCUGCGAGAGCUGUGUUGAGCUUCGUCUUUGAUGAACGAGAUAAAAGUCUCGUCACAGGCUUCACCGAGGGCAAUUUCAGCGAAGACACGUACAGAGAGGCCAUGGAGCGGUGCCGGUCCGCCAGCGACCUCGUGUUCGCCUUCUAUAGGGAUAUUGUUAGUAAAUACUCUAAAGUUAUUGGAUGAUAGACGGUUCAUGUUGGUGUGGUUGGAAAUACACUGAAGUCCGUGCAGCAUGGGGAAAUAAGUAAGCUUAGAGUGCUCAUUCCAUGCAUCAGUUUCCUUACUUAACAAAUAAUAUAAUUGCAGUGAAAUAUCGAUAAUCCGGCAAUUCGAUGGUCCGGUAUUCCCAGUAAUCCGGCACUAAAAUGUGCGCCUAAAUUAUCGCACUUCAAUCUCUAUAAAUGGCUAAGUUCCAGAUAACACUAAAAUUUUCUUUGAUAUUAGUAUUUUGGUAAAAUGUAUUUUUACGACAUACUAAAAAACAUAUACUUAAUAAUAUGCCGAUUUGCUCUAACUUACAGUAAUUCGAAUUUUCCAGUAAUCUGGCUCUCUUGUGUAAGCAUCGGUGCCGGAUUAGUGAGAUUGUACUGUAAUAGAAUCAGGCGUUACUUUACGGAAAUCCAUAUUGCAUGCAAAAAAAUACGGAAGUUAGUAUAACGGGUUAACACUAAUUGUCUUGCACGUUAUUUUAUUUCGCGGAUUAUCAACGAUAUAUUUUUGUUUUGUUUGUAUUAACAAAUAUGAAGCGAGUAAGGUUAAGGGUAAGGGACUAAGGUUGCCAGAGCUCAACGAGACAUCUUACAUGGCGGUCCUGCCCGGGUCAAUGCUAUUAUAUACCUGUAGGAUGAUGCGUCAAUUAUGCAAUGGGUGGUGUUUAAAUACGAAUAUAUUUUACGUGCGUGUUGGGAUGAGGCAUAGUACACACACUACAGUACCAUCGUGGUAUAACAUAUUAUCCAUCAUGAAAUUCGUACAGACAAAGUAAAAAAUAAGGCCUCGCAUCCGAAAAAGGAUAACAAUUAUUUGACAAUGUUAUAUAGAACUUACUUAUGUAUAAUUUUGCGUCUUCAAGCCUGAUUUACACGCGUGCCGAGACUUGGCGACAAUCAGGAACGCAGUUGCGCGUUAGAGCGAGUAAGAGAUAUUGCUAUCUCAUUCCACCGCAUAGCUGCAUCCCUGACGCUUGCCAAGUCUCGGCACGCAGUAAAUCGGGCUUUACAGGGCGUUUCAUCAAAACAAAUUCCUAAGAACAAAUUUCCGUAUCUCUUCCAGUUUCACUUUUCCCCUCAUUGCUACAUUUAAAGACCCGGUAUAUAUUUUGUAUACAUAUAUUUAUGUGGCUAUAUUGAAAUAGUGUAGCAACGAAGGGUAAGUGAAAUCUUGAAAAUGUGGUCUUUAGAUGCACGACAGCAGCAGGCUGGAGUGCAUUAAAGACCCGAGUUUGCUAUAUUCUUACCCCCGUAGUUACACACAAUGUUUUGAAUCAAUUUAAUCACACUUACGAAGAAAUAACUGAAUUUUAAGACGGUGACAUUUCAAACAUUCGUCCGCCAUAUUGUCAUUCGUUGACAGGUUAGCCAUCGAAGGCCCAUUCAGCACAUACCUAUUCGGCAUUCAGCCACGAUUUAAAAUUGUGUAAAAAUAUUUUAAACGAAUUAACCAUUGGACCAUUGUUGUCUAUAAAUAAAUAAAUUGAUUGAUUGAUUGAUUGAUUAAUCACAUUAAAUAUUUUUUAAGAUAAACAAUAUAAAAUAAAUGAUAAAAGUCAGUGUUUUAAAAAUACAACUCAUUUAUACCUGCUUGGUUCGUAUAAAUUAGUGACACAAUUAAAAAAAAAGCUAAGGACCUAUCUUGGGAGUUAGUUUUUUUUACAAUCCAUAACUCCCACGGGAACGAUUUAGGCCUUUGCCCUUCAGUACACCUGUAUGAAAUAAGAUAUUUUUCGAGCAAGUCUGAUGAAAAAAUAUUUCUGUGGCUAUAUUUAAAAAAAGUACACAUGUCUCGCGCAGUUGAGGUUUUUACCCCUUUCUGAACCCCUGGAAUGGAAACUUAUUUCCCUUUUCACUAGAGCUACAAAGGUACAGAUUUAUAACUGUAGGUUUAUACAUGCAUUUUUUAUAAGUUAUAACAGGGUUUCCAAACUUUUUGACACGAGAUGACCUCUUUAGGGCUAAGUUGGUCGGCUCUGGUCGUCUCUUUAUCAUUUGUCACCAUGCCUGUCACGUUCUAACAAGUAUGUAAGUGCGAAAGUGACGCAUGACAUGACAGGUGAUACAAAUGCGACCAUGAUACCGCUAUUAAAUUAUAAAUUAUACUUAUACAUUAAUUUAAUUAUAAUUCUUACCUGUAAAUAUAAAAACAAUGAACAAACAA
This is a messenger RNA of Cydia pomonella (codling moth), 3049 nucleotides long. RefSeq names its product exosome complex component RRP46 (gene Rrp46). Lineage: Eukaryota; Metazoa; Arthropoda; Insecta; Lepidoptera; Tortricidae. Bases 194 to 859 code for a protein of 221 amino acids. Gene Ontology annotation, cellular component: nucleolus; cytoplasmic exosome (RNase complex); nuclear exosome (RNase complex). The transcript is spliced from 5 exons. Gene Ontology annotation, biological process: rRNA catabolic process; poly(A)-dependent snoRNA 3'-end processing; nuclear mRNA surveillance. The record is from RefSeq and is a predicted model, not a curated record.